AUGCAUGUCCCAGAUGUUGUGUUUCAUUUAGCAUCAUAUGGAAUGUCUGGACAAGAAAUGGUAAACGAAAAAAUAGAGGAAGUUAACAUUAAAGGCACUAAAAAAUCUGCCAUCACAUAUGGGGUUAGAUAUCUAGUAUACACCAGUACUUAUAAUGUAGUGUUUGGUGGUCAAAUCAUCAGAAAUGGCGAUGAGUCAUUGCCAUACUUUCCAUUGGAUCAGCAUGUAGACUAUUAUAGCUGGUCUAAAUCAAUUGCUGAACAAGCUGUGUUAACAGCUAACAACUCCAUAUUACCAAGAGGAAGAAACCUUAAAGUGUGUGCCUUGAGAUGUGCUGGCAUAUAUGGUGAAGGAGAGCGGAGACACUUACCUAGAAUUGUAAGAUACAUUGAGAAAGGACUUUUUUGUUUUACUUAUGGUAGUAAAGAUGCCAAAGUAGAUUUUCUGCAUGUUGAUAACUUUACACAAGCUCACAUCAAAGCAGCCACAGCACUUUCUCUACCCAAUUCCACUGUGCCAGGCUGUGUUUAUUUUAUAUCUGACAAUAAUCCUGUCAACAAUUUUGAAUUCUUUCGCCCAUUGAUUGAGGGAUUGGGAUAUUCAUAUCCCACUAUGAAAUUGCCAUUUUAUUUAAUAUACUCUGUAGCUUAUAUGAUAGAAAUUAUUCAUAGACUAAUUGGUAGAUAUUAUAAUUUCCAACCACUUCUGACGAGAGCAGAGGUAUUGAAAACUGGUGUCACUCAUUAUUUCAGUAUUGAGAAGGCUACAACAGACUUAGGAUAUUUACCAAUAAAAAAGAAUCUAGAGGUUGUUAAAUUUUUUCUGGAUCAAGGACAUGGUCGUAAACAGAGUAAAAUUGCUCAGUACUAA
This is a messenger RNA of Gigantopelta aegis, 870 nucleotides long. RefSeq names its product short-chain dehydrogenase/reductase family 42E member 1-like. Gene Ontology annotation, biological process: steroid biosynthetic process. Gene Ontology annotation, molecular function: 3-beta-hydroxy-Delta5-steroid dehydrogenase (NAD+) activity. NCBI's taxonomy places the organism in Eukaryota, Metazoa, Mollusca, Gastropoda, Neomphalida, Peltospiridae. The record is from RefSeq and is a predicted model, not a curated record.